GGGGGAAUCGUGGGGGAUCGCUCUCCUCGCGUCGAUCGCUUCCGCCGCCCGCUUCCGUAUGGCGCACGCAUUCGUUUCCGCGGCUCCUUCGCUUUUAAACCUCGCCCGGGUUCGAUCCCUUUAGCCCGUAAUUCCGGAUAGAUCCAGCGGCCCCGCGCCUCGUUUCGUGGUGAAUUUUGAGGUCUGUGGUGUAGAAGCGAUGCCAUCUGGAAUCAUGGAUCAGAGGCAUCUUUCUUUCUUUUCUGAGGAGCUUUGCUUCCCUACUGAGAGGCAAGUCGGGUUUUGGAAACCGGAGUCCAUGUCUGAUCAUUGUGGAACAGAAGGAUUGCCAUUAAUGUCGGGGAGCAAAUCGGUUUCGUCUUCUCCACUAGAAAAGCUGAAUCCCACUAACGGUGCAAAUGCAGUGGGUUCUCUAGAUCUGCCGCAGUCUUAUAUAUUUAAAGAUCAGAAAUCUAGAUUAAGCUUUGACAAUCGUCUGAUGGGGCGAGAGACGAUUGCCGACUUGUCUUCUGCUCCUUGGAAGGCCGAGUUCGGAUCCCACUCCGAUAUAUCGGUCAAAGCUGCGGCUCUAUUUUCAGAACGGAAUCCGAAUGGCUUCCACUAUGAGAAUGGGCAUUUCUCAAACUCCCUUUUUGAGAUGUUUGAUAAGAAAUUGAGAAUAACAUCCAGUAGUGCUCUUCUUGGCCAGUCUAUUGACACUGUCGACUCCAACUAUGCUGAAGAGGAGCCUUUUGAGUCGAUGGAAGAAAUCGAAGCUCAAACUAUUGGAAAUCUCUUACCUGACGAUGAUGAUUUAUUAUCUGGUGUUAUUGAUGAUAUUGGGUAUAUUAAUCGGCCCAACAAUGGAGAUGAUAUUGACGACGAUAUAUUCUGCACUGGAGGAGGGAUGGAGCUGGAAGCCGAUGAUAAUGUAAAUGGCAACAAAGGGGUGUUGAAUAUAAACGGCCCAUUUGUUGGGGAACACCCUUUCGGCGAACACCCUUCAAGAACUCUUUUUGUAAGAAACAUUAACAGCAACGUAGAAGAUUCUGAGUUGAAGAGUCUCUUCGAGCAAUAUGGCGACAUUCGAACACUUUAUACUGCUUGCAAACAUCGUGGUUUCGUGAUGAUAUCGUACUAUGAUAUAAGGGCUGCACGAAAUGCGAUGAAGGCACUUCAGAACAAGCCAUUGAGGCGUCGGAGGCUUGACAUACACUAUUCCAUUCCCAAGGACAAUCCCUCUGAGAAGGAUAUUAACCAGGGAACUCUUGUUAUAUUUAACCUUGACUCAUCUGUUUCAAAUGACGAGCUUCGUCAGAUAUUUGGUGUUUAUGGCGAAAUCAAAGAGAUCCGGGAGACUCCGCACAAGAAUCAUCACAAGUUCAUAGAGUUUUAUGAUGUGAGAGCAGCUGAAUCUGCCCUGCGUGCUCUAAACAGGAGUGAUAUUGCUGGGAAGAAAAUCAAACUCGAGCCUAGCCGCCCUGGAGGUUCAAGACGGUGCUUGACGCAGCCGUUGCCUCCAGAGCUGGAACAAGAAGAUCUUUUGGGUCACAAGCAGGGGAGUCCCAGCCAAUCUCCAUCUGGAUGCUUUGGUUCAGUCCCUCUUAAUGGCCUUGAAAGUGGGGCUAUCCAAGGCUUACAUUCUUCAGUUCGAACACCAAUAAGCUCAUUUCUGGAAACUGCUUUUCCCGGGAUUUCUUCGAGCAUAUCUCAGACUUUAUCCUCCCCUGUGGGUAUCGCAUCGAUCAACAAUCACAAUAAUCACUCGGUUCAUAGCGAGCUCAGCCACUCAUUGGGUCAGAUGAACUUGGGAUUCCACGGCCUCCCUGGAUUCCAUCCUCAAUCACUGCCGGAGCACCAUAAUGGAAUAACUAAUGGCAUAACUAAUGGCAUUGCUUAUAACUCAAAUGCCAUGUCGGCAACGGGUUCUAAUAUCAACGUGAGGCCUUCGGAAGGAAUGGAUAACAGAAUCUUCCAUAAAGUGGGCUCCGGGAGCCUCAAUGGCCAUUCUUUCGAUCAUAAUGAAGGCGCAUUUGCUAUGUCUGGAAGUGGAAGCUGCCCUCUCCAUGGACAUCAAUACAUGUGGAACAACUCCAGUGCUGCUUUCCCCCACCACCCUGCCCCCCCCAUUUUAUGGCCUAAUUCACCAUCAAUUUUAAACAAUAUUACUUCUCACCCCCCACCACAAAUGCAUGGAAUUCCGAGAGCACCAUCUCACGUACUAAACUCCGCUCUCCCUUUACCCAACCAUCAUGUCGGUUCCGCACCCACCGUCAACCCAUCUCUUUGGGACAGACGCCACACUUACCCUUCCGAGUCGGCAGACGCCCCUGCUUUUCAUCCGGCCUCUCUUGGAAAUAUUGCUUUCCCUGGAAGCCCUCAGUUGCAUCCGUUGGAAAUGGCUACUCGUAAUAUAUUUCCGCACGCCGGCGGUAAUAAUUGUAUGGACCCCAUUGUUUCUCCUGCCCAUGUUGGAAUCCCUUCUCCUCAGCAAAGGAACCAUAUGUUUCAUGGGAGGAAUCCGUUAAUUCCGAUGCCGUCCUCAUUUGAUGGCUCGAGUGAUCGGCUGCGAAGCCGAAGAAGCGAUUCAACUGCUAAUCAAGCUGAUAACAAAAAGCAGUACGAGCUUGAUAUUGAACGCAUUGUUCGUGGGGAAGACUCUCGAACAACGCUUAUGAUAAAAAAUAUCCCGAACAAGUACACAUCCAAGAUGCUUUUGGCUGCUAUCGAUGAGAAUCAUCGAGGAACUUACGAUUUCAUCUACCUGCCAAUCGAUUUUAAGAAUAAAUGCAAUGUUGGAUAUGCUUUUAUCAACAUGGUCGAUCCUCAGCAUAUUAUUCCAUUUUAUCAGACAUUUAAUGGUAAAAAGUGGGAGAAAUUUAACAGCGAGAAAGUGGCGUCGCUUGCAUACGCAAGAAUCCAAGGAAAAGCGGCUCUUAUUGCCCAUUUCCAGAAUUCUAGCCUGAUGAAUGAAGAUAAACGGUGCCGUCCUAUUCUCUUCCAUUCUGAUGGUCCAAAUGCGGGAGAUCAGGAGCCCUUCCCGAUGGGACCCAAUAUCCGGUCCAGAUCCGGGCGAGCCCGAACUUCCACUAACGAAGAAAGCCAGCAAGAAAACUCGCUAGCUUCUGCUAACGAAGAAGCCUCUUGCAGCGGAACCGAAACUGCUUCUGCUUCCACCAAAGACCUGGAGUGACCCAACGCGACCCGCUCCAGGGGCACUAACCCUAAAGUCAAAACCUGUAAUAUCAUCUCUUCUCCAUUUUUUGCUUUUUUUUUUUUUUUUUUGUUCUGUUCUCCCUGCUGAUCAAUUUUAUCAUCCAGAAUUGUACUGAUACUUUCUGAGACAUGGGUUGAUCACUCUAGGGUUUCUGUAGAUCUCCCAUCACCAAACUCACUGAGAGGGGAGGGGUGCUAGAGUUUUUCUUGGAUUUUGCUAUUAAAGUAACUGAAGACCAAAAAAGGCGAAAGGCGCAGGGAUGGCUUAUUUAAGAGUUUUGGAUGAUGGUAAAGAGUACUUAACAUUGUACAGGAGCUUCAAGAAAGAGAGAGAGAGAGAGAGAGAGAGAGAGAGAGGGAGAGGUCAAAGCUCGCCUGUGUCUCGCUAAUUCAGAUCGAGAAAGAAAGGCUUUCCUUGCAUUUUCUUUCCGCUUCUUUUUUGGCUUCGUGUGAUCUGUUUGUCUGUCUGUGUCUAUCUGUUUGCUUGCUUGUUUGUUUCUUUUUUUUGAGUUCAGAGCUCCUCCAUGCCGUUGCAGGGGUUCGUUUUUGGCACCGUCGUCAAGUCUUUGUGUCUAAACCUUGUUAAUGUAUACAUCUAUUAUAGCAUGAAUAUUUUGAUCAAUUGAUGGUUUUCAGUUUUAUUA
Messenger RNA from Ananas comosus (pineapple), 3839 nucleotides. RefSeq names its product protein MEI2-like 4. The transcript has 15 exons. The record is from RefSeq and is a predicted model, not a curated record. Bases 200 to 3172 code for a protein of 990 amino acids. Gene Ontology annotation, molecular function: RNA binding. Lineage: Eukaryota; Viridiplantae; Streptophyta; Magnoliopsida; Poales; Bromeliaceae.